AUGAGGCGGAACGAAUCGAUGAAGCAGAGAGUCCUUACUGAAGUUCCAACCAUAAGCGACGUCAAUCACUUGGAGUCGAAAAAGGCACGAUUAGACAGUUUAACAUCAAAUUCUUUACCCGAAUCGUGUGUUCUUCAUGUUCGUGGUUUACCACCAGAUACAACGGAACAUGAAGUUUCCACUUUAGCCAUUCCAUUUGGUUCAAUCGCUAAUAUGAUAGUAACCAAAAAAACCUGUCAGGCCCUCAUUGAAAUGGACACUUUGGAAUCGGCUGAAUCUAUGUUUAGUUAUUAUACAACUGUUUGCCCGCCAAAAUUACGGGGCAGAUAUCCUGUAGAAAUUCAGUUUAGCAAAUAUUCCUCUCUUACUAAUUCCAAUAAUAAUAAUAAUAAUGCAGUUGUAUCUGCCAUUCAAGAAGCGAAUAAACAGUUUGCAGCGUUCCGUAUUGAAAACGAAGAAUCUGCUAAAACGGUGUUGCACAUUCAUGUGGAAAGAUUACUUCCAUCUUCAGAGAUCGGAUACUUACCAUUUUUCCUCGCGUUCAGACCUUUUGGGCGAAUACUGCGUGUGGUUUCAUUCAGGAAAAAUGAAUCUCGUCAUGCGUUCUUAGAAUUCAGUAAUUCUAUAUCAGCACAUGUAGCAAAACUGCAAAUGAAUGGUGUACCUUUAUUCCCCGCGGAAGGAAAUUUUUGUAUACUGCGUACUGAAUUCUCAAGGCAACCCACUUUAGAAGUCCACCGGGAAGACAGUAGCAGCAGAGAUUUUACUCGUAACCCGUGGAAUGAAAUUGAUGAAUCACAGGAAAUAGCGUCAAUCAUGAGUGGUAAUAAAAAGUUCCAGCCGAUUCUUUCUUCUGUCCAACCUGAUUUGAAUGAUCUCAGUGAAGAAAAGCUUUCAAAUAUGGAUCCGGCGUCUCUAACCAGUUUGGCAAAUAGACUUAUCAAACCUUUACUAAGAGUUGCUGCAUCAGUAUCUGGCCCACAAGCUGAUGUGCUUAGAGCACAGGCAUCAGCACUAGGUGGUCUAUCUGCUUUGAUUUCAGAAAACCAAAGUCAUUGUGAAUCUUUUUCUUGGCCGAUUAUUCCUAAUGUAUCUACUCAGGAAGUUACUCAAAAUGCAUCACGUAUAUAUGUUGGUUCACCUGUUGUCUUUGUAUCCAAUUUAAACGAAGAGAAAGUCAAUCCGGAUACGUUGUUCAUACUAUUUGGUGUUUAUGGCGAUGUGCAACGCGUAAAAAUUAUACACAACAAACGAAGCACAGCUCUGGUUCAGAUGACUGAUGCUUCUCAAGCUCUUCGAGCUGUGAACUUUUUGAACGGUGUACCUUUAUAUGGUAAAACUUUACGAUGUAUUCUUUCGAAAAAUACGUAUAUUAAUAUGCCACAAAAUAUUUUAUAUACACCUGAUGGUGAUGAAUCACAAAAUACGUGUGAUUAUAGUGGGCAUAAACUGCACCGAUUUAAACAUGUCAAUUCACGGAAUCACUUUAAUAUCUGUGCUCCAUCUAAAGUUCUUCAUGUGACAAAUCUUCCUGAUGUGGUAGAUGAGGAGAAAUUGAAGAAUGUCUUUGAACAUAUCUGUGAAUGCCGUGUUUCUCGGGUGAAAACUUUCAAAGCUGAGAAGAAAAUGGCACUUGUAGAAUUAGAAACUUUGGAGGAGGCGAUUUCAGCCUUGAUUACAAUGCAUGAUUAUCCCAUCGAAGAGAAAAUGCGUCUUCGGGUCAGUUUCAGUAAAUCAGCUAUCUAA
This is a messenger RNA of Trichobilharzia regenti, 1746 nucleotides long. Lineage: Eukaryota; Metazoa; Platyhelminthes; Trematoda; Strigeidida; Schistosomatidae. The record is from the annotation of a GenBank genome assembly.